AUGACUGAGAACCGGAGCCUAACCAUCAAACUUCGGAAACGGAAGCCAGAGAAAAAGGUGGAAUGGACGAGUGACACUGUGGACAACGAACACAUGGGGCGCCGCUCAUCAAAAUGCUGCUGUAUUUAUGAGAAACCUCGGGCCUUUGGUGAGAGCUCUACGGAGAGUGAGGAGGAGGAAGAGGAAGGCUGUGGUCACACACACUGUGUACGAGGCCACCGCAGAGGACGGAGCCGCGCAACCCCAGGACCGAGCCCCACCACCCCUUCCCAGCCCCCUGACCCAUCUCAGCCUCCCCCAGGGCCAAUGCAGCACUAAAUUCCUCUCUCCCCCACCGUUCCUGUGUCUGUCUGGCCCUGACUGUGUUCAUGUGGCUACUUGGGGACUAAGCCCGUGGUUUGAUCACUCUCAACACCCCCUCCCCCUCCGCCUGAGAGGGACGCAGAGGAGGGUGGACAGAGAUCCUGGAAUUCUGAUUUGCUGCUAUUCUAUUCUGGGUUGCCCCAGCCCUUGUGGUUUUUCCCCCCCAACACCCAUCCUCCUCUUGCCCACAGGUCCAGGCAUCUUGGUCCCUCUCUUCCCUUUGUUCCCACUGCCAAACUGCCUGUCCUGGAUCCAGUUGUCUUCGCCCCUAUACUCUGUACUUGAGUCCCAAACACUUAGAUUGGGUUUCCAGCAGCCCAGCUUUCACUGCCAGGGUCCCAGUCAGAUGCCAGCUGAUCUUGCCCAGCUCUGCCUGCUAACCCUGGCUUAGAGCUCAUCCGCUGAUGUGCUUAUAGGGUCCGAGCUCUUGGUGUGGCUGGGAGCUCUCCCACUGCACUCCUGCCCCCGUCUCUCAUGCCCACAAGAGGAGCUGGGGGGGGAGAGAGGUCUUUGUCUUUCUCACCUUCAAUGGAAAAUGAAAAAAGAAAUAGUCAUGUCCUCUCUCCUCAACCUCAUGAGAUCUAGGAUUUCUGACACAGCUGGUUUCAAGAGUGGUGGCUUAGAGCCAACUCUCUCCUCAGCCUUCGGUCUCCUAGCUUCAAGACUGAUCCAUUGUAGUCCCAGGAAGAGGAAGGAAAAGAGAGCAAAGAGAUGGGGGAAGGCCCCGACACUCUGCUCUCACCCCUUCCUUCUUAGGCUUUGCUGUCCGCCGGUCCAGAUGUCCAGCUCCCUUGGCCCUCCCCAUACCUCAUGGGGAUCUGAAUGUCAUUUUCCAGGCCUCUUGCCAUGCACACUUGCAGACAUCAGUCAAAUCCAUACCACCAUGGAGAGCUCAUUUAUUGCCACAGAUGCACAAAAUAAAUAACACAACGUCACAAAACGUGUUAAA
Molecule: messenger RNA, 1312 nt
Organism: Miniopterus natalensis
Lineage: Eukaryota; Metazoa; Chordata; Mammalia; Chiroptera; Miniopteridae
Source: RefSeq, a predicted model, not a curated record